CCCAGCCCAGAAAAGGCUCUCAAUCUUAAAGUAGAAUGCCACCAUAUUCGAGAAACGCCUCUCUUUCAAAGGCCUACAGCCUACUCUCUCUUCACCGCCAUCAGGUGCUCUCUUUCUCGCCCGCUUCCGCUAGACUUGAGCAAAAAUGGGGAUCAUAGAGAAGAUCAAAGAGAUUGAAGCCGAGAUGGCCCGAACCCAGAAAAAUAAAGCCACUGAAUAUCAUCUGGGUCAGCUCAAGGCUAAGAUAGCAAAGCUAAGGACACAAUUAUUGGAGCCUCCAAAAGGUUCUAGUGGAGCUGGAGAGGGUUUCGAAGUUACAAAAUAUGGCCAUGGACGUGUUGCUCUAAUAGGAUUUCCAAGUGUGGGGAAGUCAACACUUCUGACAAUGUUGACGGGGACACAUUCAGAAGCUGCAUCAUACGAGUUCACAACGCUUACUUGCAUCCCUGGGAUUAUUCACUACAAUGAUACUAAAAUUCAACUACUUGAUCUUCCUGGAAUUAUUGAAGGUGCUUCUGAAGGCAAGGGACGUGGUAGACAAGUCAUUGCUGUUUCAAAGUCAUCAGACAUUGUAUUAAUGAUUCUUGAUGCGUCAAAAAGUGAAGGACAUCGGCAAAUUUUGACAAAGGAGCUGGAAGCUGUUGGUUUACGGUUAAACAAGAGACCACCUCAAAUAUACUUCAGAAAGAAAAAAACUGGGGGUAUUUCUUUCAACAGCACCAUGCCGUUAACUCAUGUGGAUGAGAAGCUUUGCUAUCAGAUUCUACAUGAAUACAAAAUUCACAAUGCAGAGGUGUUAUUUCGUGAGGAUGCUACAGUGGAUGACCUGAUAGAUGUUAUUGAAGGAAACCGUAAAUACAUGAAGUGUAUAUACGUAUACAACAAAAUAGAUGUCAUCGGCAUUGAUGAUGUGGACAAAUUAGCCCGACAGGUUAAUUCUGUGGUCAUCAGUUGCAAUUUGAAGCUGAACUUAGACAGAUUACUUGCAAAGAUGUGGGAGGAGAUGGGACUUGUCAGAGUUUAUACAAAGCCACAGGGCCAGCAGCCUGAUUUCUCUGACCCUGUAGUUCUUUCCGCUGAUAGAGGUGGCUGCUCAGUCGAAGAUUUUUGUAACCACAUACACAGGAGCCUUGUGAAGGAUGUGAAAUAUGUGUUAGUGUGGGGCAUAAGUGCAAGGCAUUAUCCACAGCAUUGUGGCCUUGGUCAUGUUCUCCAGGAUGAGGACGUAGUUCAGAUUGUCAAGAAAAAGGAGAGGGAAGAUGGAGGGAGAGGUCGUUUCAAAUCACAUUCAACAGCCCCUGCUCGAAUUUCUGACAGAGAAAAGAAGGCUCCCUUGAAGACAUAAAGAGACAUUUGCAUGAUGGUGCUACUUGGAGGACUUGUGCUACGUAUAUCACAGCUUGAAAGUAGUGUUUUUUGUGGUAAUUAGAGAUGCUAGAAGUUUAUAAAGUGGCAAAUGAACUAUAAUGUGGGGGAGUAGCUAGAGAUUUCCUUAGCAUUCUUUCUUGGAGUCUCUCCACUGUGAUUGUUAUUUGCAGCUUACGUGUUUUGUAAACCCUGAGCAGUUAUUCAUUGAGAUGCCCUCGAAAUGUGUUCUCUGAAGUGGAACAAGUGGGAAUUAUGGGAAAUGUUGGCUUGCCUGCUUUCAGUAAAAGUAUAUGUUCCUUCAGGUCUGCUUUUUUUGGGAAUGGAGAAUCGUUUCAAUAAUGCCCUAAUAAUGCAAAUCUCAUAUAAAUGGGUCAAACAUGGAUUUUACG
This is a messenger RNA of Ilex paraguariensis (yerba mate), 1757 nucleotides long. The record is from the annotation of a GenBank genome assembly. Lineage: Eukaryota; Viridiplantae; Streptophyta; Magnoliopsida; Aquifoliales; Aquifoliaceae.